GAGAGAACAAGAGCGUCUGAUGUGUGUGCUUUCUCUGCUGACCCCCCUCGGCAUGCCAAUGCCAAGAGACGACGAGGGUUCGCAAUAAUAUCUAUUUUCUGCUGACGAUAUCAAGCCAUAGGCACGAAACCCGGCUUACAUGACCCUAGCAGCGACUUCAAUACCCAGGAUGCAAACCACUGCGGGCCACAGGUAGUCAUGUGCUGAUCAGCAUGCCAGGCCGAGAUCUGGCGCUUCCCACGGAGCCCUGGCUCCCCCAUCACCUCAACUGCCCAGGAGGGCGCUGCGGAGGACACACCCACCGCAGUGGAGCAAGAAGCCUCCAACAAGCCUUCCGGCCAGGAACUGCUGCCAUUGUGCGAUGUCCUCUUCAACAUCAUCUCAAUGGCGUCGUACUUCUGUGACAUCGUCUUCGACGUCAUGGUGGCGUACACGCUGUUGGUCGUGCGCCAGCAGUUGCUCUGGUUCUCCAUUGCCCUCACGAGCAUCCUGGGGUCACUCUUGGUCAGCCAGGGACUCUCCCUCCACUGGUACCUCCAGCGCGGCGCGAAGACCAAGGCACGCCGAGGCGGUGUGUUAUUGCUUCACGCCUUUCAAGCGGGCGUGCUGUGGCGCUACUUCAAGCUGCUCCUGCCGGUACAUCUAAGUCGUGUCAAACAGGAGGUGGCAGACCUGUGUCUGCUACGUCUCGUUCAUGGCUUUGGUGAAGCCGCACCGAUGCUGCUGCUGCAGCUGCAUCUAGCCUGGGCACAGCCAGUACCAAGCAUGGUAGCCCCUCUUGACCGAGUCUCCGCGCUGCUCUCUCUAUUCAGUGUCUGUUGGGCCCUGGCCUCCUUUAGCAAGAACAUCCGUCGCCAGCAGCUUCACCGGCUCGUCCUCACGUGGCUAGGCGUGGUUUGCCAGUUGGCUUGGCGGCUGGGAACAGUGUCUGCCAGAGCUUGCGCCCUAAUCCUUUACGCUUCGCUUUAUGGCCGCUGGGUGUUGGUGGUGCUGCUUUUACACUGGCUUGCCAUGCUGGUUUGGCUGGCGUCUCCACCCCCACGGCUAUUCCGCGGAGAUGCACCUGGCCGCCGGCUCGCUUACUGGGCCCUGCUAGCUUACGUGCACACCAUCUGUUACGUCAAUCUGAGACCCAAUCCUGGACGACAGGGUAGGGCGCGCUGCGCUGCUUUUUACACGGCCAUGUUUCUAGAGAACAGUCUUCUGACAGCCGUUUGGCUCGCGUUGAAGCCGGGCCCGCACUGGGGCCAGGACCUGGUGCUGUUUGUCGUGUGGGGAGGGUUCUUCCUUGGGCUAGGCUUCAUGCUUCUUUACUACCGAUGGUGUCAUGUGCGGAGGCUCGUGCCUCCGCCACGAGCGCCUGCUCCGGCAGCUCCAACAGGAGUGUUCAACUGCCGGUUGAAUCCAGCAGCACUCAAGAGGAAGCGCAAGAAGCCGUCGUCAUUUGUUCCGCCUGCGCAGCCUUUCUGGAAGCGUGCUCCAGUCGGCAGCAAUGUUGUGCCAGCAGUCGACAUACAGCAAAAGCUCCAAGAGAAGCGGCGUCAGCAACUUCAAGACCUUCUAGCCAUUGAAGAGGAGAUGAAGCAAGGAAAAGCUUCCUCCAAGGGGAACACUACAGGUAUUUUGCCAUUCUACUGUCAGCACCAAACAGCGAAGAACUGUUUGGAGAUGUUUGCUGUUCCAUUUGAUGAGCUUUGCUGGUGCUGGCAUGCUAAUGUUGCAGGGCCAUUAUAA
This is a messenger RNA of Rhipicephalus sanguineus (brown dog tick), 1734 nucleotides long. RefSeq names its product XK-related protein 5-like. Lineage: Eukaryota; Metazoa; Arthropoda; Arachnida; Ixodida; Ixodidae. The record is from RefSeq and is a predicted model, not a curated record. Gene Ontology annotation, biological process: apoptotic process involved in development; engulfment of apoptotic cell; phosphatidylserine exposure on apoptotic cell surface. Gene Ontology annotation, cellular component: plasma membrane.